CCAUAACGGAAGGCAUUGGGACGUCGCCUCACCCAAGCAGGCACUCCUCCAACUCGAAGAUAUCGUGACGUGCCGUCUCCAUGGAGGCGGCUACCCUGACGAUAAGCUCCCGGCGCCUGGCCUCCGCCGCCGCGCCUGCUGGGAGUGGCGCCCGCCGUGGCGCAGCGGCAGCAACCGCGCAGCGUCCAGGAGCAAUGCUUCCGCGGCGUGCGCGGCGGCUCCGUGCGCUGCCGCCGGAGCUGAGCGAGAUCCUCGCGCCCAAGCUGGUGCCCGGCUCGCCCGCCGACACCGGCGACGUCUCCUCGCUCAUCCCGAUCAGUGCCGUCAUGCUGCUCUUCUACUUCGUGUCCAACUGGGUGUUCCCGGCGGUGGUCAUGAGGGGGAUGCAGCCCACCGCCGAGGACGAAGCCGCCGCUGCAGAAGCAGAAUCCAUGGCGUCGUCGUCGCAGCCGCAGCGGGGGGAUGCCGUGGACGGUAAGAUCCGGCGCAAGGUCAAGAGGAAGAAGAGCAGAAAAGCCGCCACGGAAGCGUAACUCGAAUAUGCAUGUCGUUAGAAAGGCCUUGCCAGAAAUUCAGAAUAGACUCCUCUUGUUGCUCUGAUGGUAUAAUAUCAAAAAGAUCAGGACAGCAGAGUUUUUUUGUCCUCCUAGAGAAGAACAGACUGAUAAUCACCGAAUUACUCUGUGAUCAGAAAUAUCGGUGCUUAUUUUUCUGCAUCUCA
Molecule: messenger RNA, 721 nt
Organism: Triticum dicoccoides
Lineage: Eukaryota; Viridiplantae; Streptophyta; Magnoliopsida; Poales; Poaceae
Exons: 2
Coding region: 81-533 (150 amino acids)
Source: RefSeq, a predicted model, not a curated record